This is a messenger RNA of Dracunculus medinensis (Guinea worm), 1614 nucleotides long. NCBI's taxonomy places the organism in Eukaryota, Metazoa, Nematoda, Chromadorea, Rhabditida, Dracunculidae. The record is from the annotation of a GenBank genome assembly.
CUUCUAAAUUUCAUCGUUUCUUUUUUCGAUUAUAAUUUUUUUUUCAUAUUGGUUGCCAGCAAUCUUAAAGAUGGAAAAAUUGUGCCACGUUUAAAUGAUGCCGUAAGAACGAUGAGCGAUGUGGUUCGACACGGACGUCAGUUAUCGAAAGAUGGUUUGAUGUGUGGUUAUCGCAGGGCUAAACCUGAUGGAACAGCACCGUACGUCUGGCUCACCUAUGAUGAGGUUUUUCAGAUUUACAAACUUGGUAUAAUGUCUGGUCAAAAAACAUUCAUUGGCAUUUUAGCAAAAAAUCGGCCUGAGUGGAUUAUAUGGGAGCAGGCAACAUAUAAUAAUAAUAACAUUAUUGUACCGCUAUAUGAAACUCUUGGAAGGGAUGCUUGUAUAUACAUUAUCAAUGAGACUGAGUUGGAAGUAGUUAUUUUGGAUAACGAGACUAAAUUUCCAACUGAGGACGAUAUUGCCACUAUUGCCUACACUUCCGGUACUACAGGGAGUCCAAAAGGAGUAGUACUGAGUCAUGGGAACAUUAUUCAAACAUCUGAAAUUAUCGAUCGAUUACAGGAUGUUUUGAUAAGCUUUUUGCCUCUAGCUCAUAUGUUCGAACGUCUUGUAGAAACAUUAUUUUUUAUGUUUGGGCUCAAAGUUGGAUAUUACAGUGGUGAUGUGAAAAAUCUUAUAGAAGAUAUCAAGGAAUUGAAACCGACUGUCGUACCACUUGUACCUCGAGUUCUGAAUCGAAUUUAUAAAAUGUGGCUUGUGGUAAAGAGACUAGGUGUGAUGAGAGCAACUCUCCUCGAUGAAAUCGUAUUCAAAAAAAUUCGACAGGGAUUGGGCGGGAGAAUCAGACUUAUGGUUACUGGAUCUGCUCCAGUUGCUCCUGAAGUUUUAGAAUUUUCACGAGCUGUAAUUGGGUGUCUUGUUUUGGAAGGAUAUGGUCAAACAGAAUGUGUUGCGGAAUGCACUCUAUGUAUUGAAGCAGAUUGUAGCACUGGUAAUGUAGGUAUACCAGUGCCUUGUAACAUGAUUAAAUUGGUAGAUGUGCCUGAGCUGGGCUAUUUUACAGGCGAAAUUUGCGUCAAAGGUUUUAAUGUAUUCAAAGGCUACUACAAGAAUAAGCAAUUGACUAAAGAAACAAUUGAUGAAGAUGGUUGGCUUCAUACAGGCGAUAUUGGGAAGUGGACAACUCAAGGAACCUUGCGCAUAAUCGAUCGCAAGAAGCAUAUAUUUAAAUUGUCACAGGGUGAGUACAUCGCUCCAGAAAAAAUUGAAGCGAUAUAUGUUCGAGCAAAAUAUGUCGCUCAAAUUUUCGUUUAUGGUGAGAGUUUGAAGACUUGCAUUAUUGCAAUUGUUGUUCCCGAGCUUAUGGAAUUGGCUGCUGAGUUAAAUAUUAAGGAGACAUCAUUUGAAAAGUUAUGUAAAAAGAGUGAUAUUAAAGCUGCAAUAUUGAAUGAGAUGACUAAUAUGGGCAAACUGGUGAAGGACAUCUACCUAUCUUCAACCCUAUUUUCGAUUGAAAACGAUCAGCUUACUCCAACUUUAAAGAAUAAACGCAACAAAUUAAAACAGCAUUUUUCAUCGGAGCUUGCAAAAAUGUAUGCAGCAUUGGAUUGA